GACCACGUGAUCCCGCUUGUCAUCCUGCCCCCGAUCCCAGCGACCCAUACAUCAUCCACUCCACCUGACGCCCUCCGGUCUCUCUCCCACUCUCCCCAGCGCCAUCUUCCCUCUCCCUCGUGCCAUGUUUUGGUCAUUUGACAUUUCACAGCUGGCGGAUCGAAUUUCGACACACAAACGUAUGUAAACAGAAAAAAUCCGCCACCUUGCGCCCCCAAGUGAAAAAUGCAGUCCGAGGACGUGGAAAUCGAGUUGCCGUCCCCCUGCCUCGACGGCCUGGACAUGGCUCUGCAGCGGCUGGGGAUGCUCGCCACCAGCACGAACUCCCGCCGGGAGUACCUCAAGGAGGCCCGGCGGAAAUCCUACUUGAACAUGGUCCGCAUCAACACCCGAUACGUCAGUAACGUGUCGAUAGGUUUCAGGGUGCGCCCGCUCACGCCCCACGUGCGCUACAAACCCUACGCGGUGAAGCGGCACCGCACGCGCUCCGAGAACAACGACGGCGAGGACGCCGGGAUGGUGAAGGCUGUGGUGGACGAAGUGAUCGAGAACUCAGUGGAUCUGGCCCAGCUGAAGAAGGCCAAGUCGCUCGAGAGCAUCGUGGCGGAGUGCAACGCCGAGGUGGAUUUGCAGAACAUCAACAUUCAGGAGGUGGAGGUGGUUUCGAAUUGUAUACAGAACUUGAAGGUUGUAGAGUGACUGCGACUGUUAUGACACAUCAGCUAAACUGUGCACUGUCACUGCCUUGUCUUUUUUUCGGGGGUCGGGGGCCGAAUUGCGCUGUGUUCGUUGUAAGUGCGUCAGGUACCUCAGUUGCGGUUUUUUUUUUUAGGUUAGGGUAGGAUUGUAAGCGCGUUUGUUUUGGUUUUUUCUUUUGGAUGUAAUUGGUGCACAAUGUAUGGUGUGAGCCAAAGACACUCGAGACGAGGGACUGAAAUCUAGUAUUUGUAAUUCGUAAGCGACGUUAUUUAUUAAAUUGACUAUCAUUUGUUGUAAUAACUGUGGAUUAUGGACAGAAAUAAAGAUUCCUCAAUUUA
This is a messenger RNA of Zophobas morio, 1037 nucleotides long. RefSeq lists its product as uncharacterized. Bases 226 to 699 code for a protein of 157 amino acids. Lineage: Eukaryota; Metazoa; Arthropoda; Insecta; Coleoptera; Tenebrionidae. The record is from RefSeq and is a predicted model, not a curated record. The transcript has 2 exons.